AUGCUGCUUCUGCGCUGCGCUCCUGUGGGAUCCUACGUACACAUUGGCGACUUCUGCUGCACCGGAAGCAAUUUGCAGCCGCUGUUGCAGCAAGUGCAGCAGGGGCUAAGGCUGCUGCAGCAGCUAGAAGAUCCCGAAGCAGCAGCAGCAGCUGCUGCAGUUGCUUCGGAUGAUUCCGUAUCGCGUGCUAGAGAGCAUUCAGGAAACGUAGGCUUUGCUGGGACCCCUGGGAGAGUCGCGUCACAGCAGGAAGAGCCCCAUGCAGACGUGCUGUACUUUGACAGCACUUACCUGCACCCCCGUUUCUCCUUUCUUUCUAAGGAAGACGCUGUGGCUGAAAUGUGCCAACGGAUGGAGGUCACUUUUGAGGGCGUCUUUCAGAAUCUUCGAACGCGACCUACGAAGGGCCUACUUCGGGGGCAUCGAAGCCGUAGUCUGCAUGUUGUUGUGGGCGUAGACAAUUUGGGGAAGGAAUCGCUUUUGCAGCAGCUCGGAAAGGCUCUUAGGGCCCCCAUAGGACUUUCUGAGGCCCAAUCUGACUCCGCUGCAGCUGUUGCUGCUGCUGCUGCUCAGGCUAAUGGUACCUGCGCAUAUAGCAUUGAGGACUUUACACGCGGUCUUUAUUGUCCAGUAAUUAGAGCAGUCAUGAGCUGGAUAUUUACUUCCACAUCCUGGGGAAGCAGUAGUGACAACAGUACUGCUGUCAGAGAAAUGCCUGCAUGCGGCUGCCCAUGGCCUAAUGAGUCACGGAGCGCAGCUCGGCCAGGUCAUCCACAGGAGCAGCCCUGGCAUGAAGCGAGCCAAGAAGAUGUGGAAAUGUUGGUUGGUUUGUCUGGUGAAGCUAGCCAGGCUGCCGUGCCUUUGUUUGCGGUGCCUCGGCGGCUGCUACUGAAAGUGAUUAGUGCCCUCGAGGCGUCCGCGCUAUCUGCAUUGGGGCUGCUUCCAUCCGGGGCAAGCUUAGAAAAGGGAAUUCACGAAGGGGAGCUUGCCGGCAGUAGCAGUAAUAACGACAGCAACAGCAGCAACAACAGCAGCAGCAAUAGUGUUGAUGGUUAUCAGAACUACAGAGGAGUUUCACAGAAAGUCGUCGCGAGGACAAGAAAGCUGCCAGAGAGGGGGAAUCCUAAUAGCAGUAUGCAGACCAACUCCGUGGGCACACCUAUCACACUGCUGUUAGAUAGGAUCGAGGCUGAAGAAAUGAUCCUAGCUGUAGGGGUUGAGGGCUCUGAGGCGUUGAACAACAAUAAUAGCAGCGCAGAACUAGCUGCCAUGGUUGGGUGCUACUCUCCGUCAGUUGUUGCCUCAGUACCUCGCGGCCCUGUAGCAAGAUCAAAGGCUCCAAGUGUCUGUGGAGCCUUUAAUUAUGAUGGAAGAGAGGGUUCGGCCGCCUUUGUUGAAGCUACAGAGCUACCCAUAGUGGUACUAGGCAGCGGUCGGCGACUUUUUUGCCCCCAUGGAUGCCCACGCAGGUGUCUACGAGGCUCCUGCACAUAUAUGUGCCGAAAACGCAACAGAAUCGUUGCUUGCUCAGCGGAAGAUUCACGGCGUAUGGAGGUAAAGGCCUAUGGCUCACCGAGCGUUCUACCUGACAGUAGGGAACCCGGCGUGCCACCGCAGGCCCGAAUAACUCCUGAACUAGUAACGGGGACUGGGAAUGAAACGUCAGUCCUGCCUUUUAGGAAAGUCAGUAGAGCUGUUAGACGUCUGCGCUUCGUAUCUAGAGCUUAA
Molecule: messenger RNA, 1728 nt
Organism: Eimeria necatrix
Lineage: Eukaryota; Apicomplexa; Conoidasida; Eucoccidiorida; Eimeriidae
Exons: 2
Coding region: 1-1728 (575 amino acids)
Biological process (GO): protection from non-homologous end joining at telomere; double-strand break repair via nonhomologous end joining; interstrand cross-link repair
Molecular function (GO): damaged DNA binding; 5'-3' DNA exonuclease activity
Source: RefSeq, a predicted model, not a curated record